GAAGCUUGUGGCGUGAAACAAUCUUCAGCUUCCGUUCAUCUGAAAAGUCUGCGGUGUUUUUUGUCCAAUCAUGGCAGCUUCGAAUUAUUCUUUAAAAGUUAACAGAGAUUUGUUGGAGCCGAAGUUUGAAGGUUACAAGUUGUCACUGGACCCUAUACCGACGUACAGCGUGGAGCUGGAUGCUGCUGUUGAGGAAGUUAAGUUGAAGGAUUAUCAGUACACUCUGGAUCAUAUCCGUGCUUUUGGCAUGUACAAUUACCUGCACUUGGAUCCUUGGUAUGAAGACAGCGUUUUCUUUGUGGAUUGCAAAGGACGGGUCCUCGGCCUCACCGUCACUCUGGAUACGGCCUUGGGGAAGCCGAGAGAGGUUUACGGUAUAACCACUGAUCCGAGCCAGUUUGAGGGUCGUCUUUGUGCCUCCCUCAGCCUGACCUCAGCCACGUGGGCUGCACUCUCUGACGGCACCGGCAGACUGAUCCUCCUUCGCACUGGCAAGAGAGGAGACAGCUCUCACAUGAAGUGGGAGCCUGUGUUCAGUGAGGACGUGGGGGAACCCUUCACCAUCCUGCACAGCGUCUCACAUGUCCAGACUGGAGUUCAGACCAUGGAGGUUCUGCUGCUCCGCAUCCAGAAAGACCUGACGGAAACCACAGGAAGUGGAUUCUCUGUGUGUCUGGAGUGGCUCACCGUGGCGAACACCGCAGGGCAAGGUCAGGAGAAAAAUUAUGAGGUGAAGAAGAGAAGAACCCUGACGGGGAAGUCAGUGCCACAUUACGCAGCAGUAGAGCCGCAGGGGAAAGGGUUGAUGGUCGCGUCGGAGAAACUCUUUGUCUUCACGCAUGUGGAUGGCCAUCCCCUGGAACCACCUGAGCCAGAGCCUAUGGAGGUGGACAAGGCAGAGCCAAUUUACUUCUGGCAGCAGACAGCUGAGGACAUCACCGUGUCUCUGCGUAUGCCUGAGGGGUUCACCAAAGAAAACGUACAGUUCCAGUUGACUGCGGACCGUGUGAGAGUUGGAGUUCAGGGAUUCCCUCCCCUACUGGAAGGCCAGCUGUUCACAUCUGUCGACCCUGAAGCCAGCACCUGGAUCAUCAGAAAUGACAAAAGCCUGGAGGUGACCCUUCAGAAGCGCAGCGAGGGGCUCAUGUGGCCGGAGGUGGUGAUGGGCGAUCGGCGAGGAGAGUAUGUCAUGAGUGAUGAGCAGGCUGCCCUCAUCCAUGAGAGACUGACCCAUCUGACCUCUGAAGACCUCAUCGUGAACCCUGAUGGGGCCAAGCCUGCUUGUAACCCUCAGGAACUGGAGGAGUGCGAUCGGUUCCCAGAAGACAGCUUCAGCCUCACACACUUUGAUGGCGAGUUGCUGAAACCCACUCAGGUGGUGAAUCUUGGGAGCCACCAGUACCAGUUCACAGUUAACGUGGACCCAUCUGAAAUGCCAUGUCUCUGCCUCCGUCACGACGUCGAUGCCCUGGUGUGGCAGCCGCGACCUGAACAACUCAGCAACAUGUGGGAACACAUUUCCACUUUCAAUGCCUUGGGUUAUGUCCAGGCUUCCAAUCGGGAGAAGAAGUUUUCAACCUGCGCACCGAACUUCUCCUACGCGGCUGUUUGCGAGUGUCUGCGCCGCGUCUUCAUCUACUAUCAGCCGUCACCGAUUGACACGGUGCUUUUUAACAGGAAGCAGGGCCGCCACGUAGCACAGGUUGCCAAGCAACAAGUGGCCAGCCUGGACUCCAGUAAACCAAUAUUGGGCUUCAGAGCAACCAAUGAGAGACUGUUUGUCUUAACCUCAAGUCAUCUCUUUGUUCUAAAGGUCAAUAAUAAUUAGAUUUGGGUUUCUGAGUUUCAGGUUUCCAUCUUCUUACCUGCCCGGAGUGCAACCAUUCCAAAAUCAGAAAUGUCUUCAUAUGCAAAUUUCUUCUAUAUUUGUCUGCAGUAAAUUCAGUGUCCAACAAAAU
Thalassophryne amazonica is the source of this 1958-nucleotide messenger RNA. RefSeq names its product NudC domain containing 1 (gene nudcd1). The transcript has 10 exons. The record is from RefSeq and is a predicted model, not a curated record. The coding region runs from base 71 to 1828 and encodes 585 amino acids. Lineage: Eukaryota; Metazoa; Chordata; Actinopteri; Batrachoidiformes; Batrachoididae.